This is a messenger RNA of Hemisphaericaspora subhashii, 348 nucleotides long. RefSeq lists its product as uncharacterized. The record is from RefSeq and is a predicted model, not a curated record. The coding region runs from base 1 to 348 and encodes 115 amino acids. NCBI's taxonomy places the organism in Eukaryota, Fungi, Ascomycota, Pichiomycetes, Serinales, Debaryomycetaceae. The transcript has a single exon.
AUGAUGAGACGCCAACCCAUCAAUUUACAAACAACUAGCAGGGGACAAUUAAUUCACAAAAAGGAUUUGGGACAAUUAAUCCACAGAAACGAAUUUGAAAGUUCUUCCAACGAUGAUCAAUGCCAAUAUACUACUACUUCUUUAUCAACUAAUCAUGGUGCUAGCAUUUCAUUGAAGUUAAUUAUGAAUCGUAAUACCUAUCAAGAUUUUAACAAUUCAACAAGAACUCGAAUUGAAAUUGAAACCAGAACAAUCGGAACUCAUGAAUCCCCAAUCAGCCAUCAUUCAUCCUAUUCCCACGAAAGAAAUAUUCAUUGCUAUGUUCACUAUUUCAAAUCACUCAACUAA